Eptesicus fuscus (big brown bat) is the source of this 3902-nucleotide messenger RNA. RefSeq names its product Rho GTPase activating protein 11A (gene ARHGAP11A). Lineage: Eukaryota; Metazoa; Chordata; Mammalia; Chiroptera; Vespertilionidae. The record is from RefSeq and is a predicted model, not a curated record. The transcript has 12 exons. Bases 109 to 3171 code for a protein of 1020 amino acids. Gene Ontology annotation, biological process: signal transduction.
GCAGCGAGGCGGAGCGCACACCCGAGCGUGUGCCGAACUUGGAAGGCUUGUUGGCGAACGAGGCUCAGGACUCGGAUCCGGCCUCGGAGAGCGGGCGACGCCUCCGGGAUGUGGGACCAGAGGCUGGUGAGGUUGGCCUUGUUGCAGCAGCUUCGGGCUGUCUACGGCAUUAAGGUCAAAGGUGGCCGUGGGCAGUGCGAGCGCAGGAGACGGGACGCGGCAGCCACAGCAGCAGUGGGUAAAAUAUUUGGAGUACCUUUUAAUGCAUUGCCCCAUUCUGUUGUACCAGAAUAUGGACACAUUCCAAGCUUUCUUGUUGAUGCUUGCACAUCUCUAGAAGAGCAUAUUCAUACAGAAGGGCUUUUUAGGAAAUCAGGAUCUGUUAUUCGUCUAAAAGCGUUAAAGAAUAAACUGGAUCAUGGUGAAAGUGGUCUGUCUUCUGCACUUCCUUGUGACAUUGCAGGACUUCUUAAGCAGUUUUUUAGGGAAUUGCCAGAGCCCAUUCUCCCAGCUGAUUUACAUGAAGCACUUUUCAAAGCUCAACAGUUAGGAACAGAAGAGAAGAAUAAAGCUACAUUGUUACUCUCCUGUCUUAUGCCUGACCACACUAUCGAUAUAUUAAGAUACUUCUUUAAUUUCCUCAGGAAUGUUUCUCUUAGGUCCAGUGAGAAUAAGAUGGAUAGUAGCAAUCUUGCAGUGAUAUUUGCACCAAACCUUCUUCAGACAAGUGAAGGACAUGAAAAGAUGUCUGCCAACACAGAAAAAAAGCUACGAUUGCAGGCUGCAGUAGUACAGACUUUUAUUGAUUAUGCAUCAGAUAUUGGACAUGUUCCAGAUUUUAUCAUGGAAAAGAUACCGCCUAUGUUGGGUAUUGAUGGUCUCUGUGCUACUCCAUCACUGGAAGGCUUUGAAGAAGGUCAAUAUGAAACUCCUGGUGACUGUAAGAGAAAGCGAAGACAAAGUGUAGGAGAUUUUGUCAGUGGAGCACUAAAUAAACUUAAAUAUAACAGAACGCCCUCUGUUACACCUCAACAAGAAAGAAUCGCCCAGCUGUCUGAAUCUCCAGUGAUUCUUACACCAAAUGCUAAGCGCAAACUGCCAGUAGAUUCUUCUCAUGGUUGCUCAAGUAAGAAAAGGAAGUCCAUCAAGCACAAUUUUAAUUUUGAGUUGUUGCCAAGUAACCUCUUCAGUACCAGUUCUACACCAGUAUCAGUUCACUUUGAUACAAGCCCAGAAGUGUCAUCUCAGAGUUCACUCUCUCCUGUAGCCAUCAGUGGAAAUCAUUUGAUCAGUACAGAUAUACCACGACGAAGUAAAAGGAUUGCAAGCAAAAAAGUUUGCAGGGUGGAAUCAGGAAAAGCAGGCUGCUUCUCUCCUAAAAUCAGUCGUAAAGAAAAAGUUCGAAGAUCUCUUCGUUUGAAAUUUAGUCUGGGGAAAAGUAGCAAAGAUGCAAAUGGGUGUUCUGGUGUCAAUAGACAUGAAAAUGUUGGUCGACGACUUGCAAAUCAACAAAGUUUAGAAAGUAGGAUUGAAGCUGUAAAAACAGGUCUGCUUUUUAGCCCAGAUAAUGACGAAAGAUUAACCAAGAAAGGUUCAAAAAAGAUCAGUAAGUCUGAGGAACACUUAUUAACUCCAGAGCAACUAGAUGGAACAAGUUACCGAAUGUCUUGGACGGGGCCUAGUAAUUCAAGUUUUCGAGAAAUAGAAGCAAAAGAAGCUUCUCCAAUAGAGGGGAAUCUUGAGGUGGAAAACUCUUGUUUGGAGCUUGAUAUGGUAGAAAAGUCAUCUAUUAAUUCAUAUGAACUCACCCCUUCUAAUGUACAUAAUAAGCAUAAUCACAACCUAACCGGAAGCUCUCUUAGUGGGGAUGAAAAUAACUUGAGUACAGAGACUUUGGUGAAAAUUCAGAAAGCAUUUUCUGAAUCUGGAAGUAAGCUUCAUGCAUUGAUAAAUCACAAACAGUCAUCAAUUACUAAUGUGGGGAAAGUAAAAGUAAAUGAAACAUCUUCUAUAGCAUAUAGCCCAGGGGAAAAUCUAUUUGAAAGGAAUGAUUUGACUGUGAUAGAAUCAAAUGAACACCACACUGGUAAAAGUGAAAAUAGUUUUUCAGAAAGAGACUUCUCAGUACAUCAAACUCAAAAAUUAGAUAGAAAAGCAACUAUAAAAUGUUAUUCAACUCAUAUGAAGAUGGAACAUGAUGAAAUCAUUCAUUCAGAUGUGCCAAAUGAUGACUUAAACAAGCAAGAAUUGCCCAGUGAUGAACAGAUAAAAACACAACAGUCCCCAAGGGAUAAACUAAAUACUAAAUUAAAGGAGGAGAAUAUGAUUGAAGAGAACUUGUCGAAAUGCACAGCUCCUAGGGAGGAUGCAGCUAACACCUCUUCCCCAGAGCAGAUUACAUAUGAUACAACCAGCUUAUCAAAACCUAGGCGUGUGAGAAUGGUUACACAGCAGUCACUGGUGGAAAAGUGUGAUACAAGGUUAUCUGAACAUUUACAAGUAUCAGAGCACGGAAAGGUUUCAGACCACAUACAAUGGUUUAAUAAGCUUUCUUUAAAUGAAUCAAAUAGGACAAAAGUUAAAUCACCUCUUAAGUUUCAGCGCACACCUGUCCGUCAGUCUGUCAGAAGAAUUAAUUCUUUGUUGGAGUAUGACAGACAACCUGUAAGGCACAAAUUGGCACAUCUUGGUGAUCCUGCUUCUCCUCUGGCUAAGUCAGUGAGCUGUGACGGUGCUCUUUCCUCUUGUAUAGAAAGUACGUCAAAAGAUUCCUCAAUUUCACAUACCCAAUCAGGUCCUAAGGAACGGAAGUCUGUUUCAUGCAAACAGUCAAAUGUUGAUGCAGUUACAAAAUCAAGCAUGGGAUUAACUUCUAAAUCUUUCUCACAGAUGAAGAGGCACCCAGACUCCAUGAACGCUUCUGUUGGGUCAACCAGAGUUUGUAAACAAAAAGUGGUAUCUGAUGGCCAGAUAAAGGGUCCCUUGGAGGAUCUGACAAAUCAUGAUAUAUUAAGAUCUGUUGUAAAUAAUAAUACAGGCUUAUCAUCUGGGAUAAAUAGCAGGAUCCUUAGGAAGCCGUCAGAAAGAGAAAGGGUCUGGUAUAAAGGUUCUCCCAAAAACCCUAUUGGAAAAGCUCAACUACUACCAACAAGUAAACCUGUAGACUUGUAAUUGAUAAAUGUUAUACUUGUCAUUAAUGUAAAUAAAAUCAGUUGGUGAUGUGCUUGUUAAUUUGUAGCUCAAUGAUUGUUACAUGAUAGAUUUUUAAUUUCAUUGCACAAGCAACUUUGAUUCUUGUGCUUGUAUAAAUGACUACUUUGUUGUCCUUAAUUAUGGCAAUAUUUAAGACUUUAAUUUUAUUGUGAUGUUUUAAAACAGGUUACACUUUACUUUUUAAAAGAUUGUUGACUGGCUUGAUAAGAAAUUAAUUUUUGAAAAUUGCAUGAAUUUUUUGUCUUAACUGGUGGGAAGAAUCGAAUAAGUUGUGUCUAUUUCCUGUUAUUCCUCAUAAGUCUGAUAAGGUUUCUACAAGAAAUGUUUAGGAUAUAAAGGGAAUAGAUAAGACUUGCAAAUCUUAUUUCUUGAAUUACAUUAAUGUUUAUUGUCUUUACCCAAAUCCCUAGAAAUUAACUUGUUUCAACAGCAUGUUAAUCCUUUAUUCCUAUUUGGGGCAAAGUAAUUAGGUUUCUAUUGCCUGUAGAUGUAUACAGGGUGUUCACUUAAGACUGAUGGCUAAAGUAGAGCAAUGCUAAGGUGUGCUUAUAUAGCGUGUUGCUGCAGGAAUAAUUGAUGACUUUUAAGCCAUACUAUAUUUUUAAAGGUAACUUGCCCAAAUACAUUUAUAUCUGUUUUGUCCAAUGCAGAAUUUAAAACUGAGGAAUAAAUAAGCUUGAAAAUUUUAA